Gasterosteus aculeatus aculeatus (three-spined stickleback) is the source of this 2197-nucleotide messenger RNA. It is a transcript of the gene dhcr24, whose product is annotated as 24-dehydrocholesterol reductase. Gene Ontology annotation, molecular function: Delta24(24-1) sterol reductase activity; FAD binding. Gene Ontology annotation, cellular component: cytoplasm; membrane. The record is from RefSeq and is a predicted model, not a curated record. Gene Ontology annotation, biological process: steroid metabolic process. NCBI's taxonomy places the organism in Eukaryota, Metazoa, Chordata, Actinopteri, Perciformes, Gasterosteidae.
AGGCGGGGCCGAGCGGCUACCGACCGAAGGUCCACUCCGCCGCCGCCGGGAGUCUCCCGGUAAUAAAAGACCGACGCGUCCGCGGCCGGUUCUCCGCAUUCUGCCGCCAUGGACGCGCUGCUGUACGUCGGCGGCGCGCUGCUGACGCUGCUGCUGUGGAUCCGAGUCAAGGGCCUGGAUUACGUCAUCGUGCACCAGCGGUGGGUCUUCGUGUGUCUGUUCCUGCUGCCGCUCUCCGUGCUGUUCGACGUGUACUACUACGUGCGCGCGUGGCUCAUCUUCAAGAUGUGCUCCGCGCCCAAACUGCACGACCAGCGCGUGCGGGACGUCCAGCGACAGGUGCGCGAGUGGAGGAAGGACGGCGCCAAGACCCACAUGUGCACGGGACGUCCCGGCUGGCUCACCGUGUCGCUCCGGGUGGGGAAGUACAAGAAGACGCACAAGAACAUCAUGAUCAACAUGAUGGACAUCCUGGAGGUGGACACCAAACGGCAGGUCGUGAGGGUCGAGCCGCUGGCCAACAUGGGUCAGGUGACCGCCCUCCUCACCUCCAUUGGCUGGACGCUGCCGGUGCUGCCCGAGCUGGAUGACCUCACUGUGGGUGGCCUGGUGAUGGGUACGGGCAUCGAGUCGUCCUCCCACAUCUACGGGCUGUUUCAGCACAUCUGCGUGGCGUACGAGCUGGUGCUAGCUGACGGCAGCUUGGUGCGCUGCACAGAGGAGGACAACGCGGACCUGUUCCACGCCGUCCCCUGGUCCUGCGGGACGCUGGGCUUCCUGGUGGCGGCCGAGGUGAAGAUCGUCCCGGCGAAGGCCUGGGUGAAGCUGCGCUACGAGCCGGUCAGAGGGCUGGAGAACAUCUGCCGCCGCUUCGCCGCCGCCUCGGAGGACAAGCGGAACACGUUCGUGGAGGGCCUCCAGUACGGCCGGGACGCCGCCGUGGUCAUGACGGGGACGAUGACGGACCACGCCGAGCCCGACAAGGUCAACAGAAUCGGCCUCCACUUCAAACCCUGGUUCUUCAAACACGUUGAGGGCUUCCUGCGAGACGACCGCGGCGCGGUGGAGUACAUCCCUCUGAGGCAGUACUAUCACAGACACACACGCAGCAUCUUCUGGGAGAUUCAGGAUAUUAUUCCCUUCGGCAAUAACCCGAUAUUCCGCUGGGUGUUCGGCUGGAUGGUUCCUCCCAAGAUCUCCCUGCUGAAGCUCACGCAGGGCGAGACCAUCCGCCGGCUCUACGAGCAGCACCACGUGGUGCAGGACAUGCUGGUCCCCAUGAAGGACCUGCAGGCCGCCAUCGCCCGCUUCCACCAGGACGUCGAGGUCUACCCUCUGUGGCUGUGUCCCUUCCUGCUGCCCCCGGGCAGAGGGAUGGUGCACCCCAGGGGGCAGGAGGCGGAGCUGUACGUGGACAUCGGCGCCUACGGGGAACCCCGAGUCAAACACUUUGAGGCCAAAGCGUCAACGAGGCAGCUGGAGAAGUUUGUGCGAGAAGUGCACGGGUUCCAGAUGCUGUAUGCAGAUGUGUACAUGGACCGAGAGGAGUUCUGGGAGAUGUUUGACGGGCGGCUCUACCGCAGACUGAGAGACGAGCUCGGCUGUAAGGAGGCCUUCCCCGAGGUGUACGACAAGGUCUGCAAGGCCGCCCGCCACUGAGCCCUCGACCCCCGGCGCCCUGACCUUUGACCUGUUUGGCAGCACGCCGCGUCUAAGCAAGCGGUCACACUGAGACUUUGUGCUCAUCACAACAAGGGUCAUUUUGCUUCGAGGCCUUUCUAUGUGAAGCACACGUUCUCUUUUCAACAUCCGUGUUCGGAUUUCUUGGCAGAAACGUGGCAGAAGAUGUUUAUUUUCAGCCAUUUAAAAACCUACGAGUGCCAAACCUUUUAAAAGCACCACUUCCUUAUCGGAGCCAUGGUGCAUAUUUUAAGAUCUAUACUUUUGUAAUAAAUGUACAUGAAGGGAGAACAAACUAUUUAUAUUGUAACUGGAAGUCGUCUCACCAGCACCGUGCAGGAAAUGAACAGAAUGAAUAUCGUUUGACCUGUAAGGCAUCAUAGUUAAUUCAUUGGAAGAUUACAUAAUGUACCAGUUUGUACUUGUUUAAUGUUAAAUACUUGAUACCAAUAAUGUCUGAAUUGUGGAUCAUAAUAUAGAAUCUCAAAGUGUCCUAUUAAACAAUGUUAAAACAAAU